Messenger RNA from Microplitis mediator, 3835 nucleotides. RefSeq names its product proton-coupled amino acid transporter-like protein pathetic. Gene Ontology annotation, molecular function: amino acid transmembrane transporter activity. Gene Ontology annotation, cellular component: vacuolar membrane. Gene Ontology annotation, biological process: amino acid transmembrane transport. Lineage: Eukaryota; Metazoa; Arthropoda; Insecta; Hymenoptera; Braconidae. The coding region runs from base 300 to 1676 and encodes 458 amino acids. The record is from RefSeq and is a predicted model, not a curated record. The transcript is spliced from 8 exons.
UAUAUACAAUAAAGUCUAGUCUAGAGUGUGACAGACCGUCCGUCAGGUGAGACGUACAGUCUCCUCAAUCGUCGUCUUCUCAACAUCAGCUCGUCUGAUCGCAAGUACUUUUACGGGUUUUUGUUAUAUGUAUUUAUUUGUACAUCAGACAUAAGCUGUGAAUUAUUGCUACAUUAAAUAUAAAAAAUAUAUAAUAUAUAAAAUAUAUUAUAGAUUCAACUAUCAACCUCAAUACCAAGAUAAGAAUUCAAAAAAUAAAGAUUAGUCAAAAAAGUAGAAUAAAAUAAUAAUAAUUAAACAUGUGGAAGAGUACGUCUGAAAAAGAUACACCUGGGAAUCAAAUGAAGGAAUUUAGCAGCACUACAAAGAUAGCACCUGCUAUCGGUGAAUACAACGAGAAAGAUGAACUCUAUGAUCCAUUUGAACAUCGAGAUAAGAAAAAUACCUAUUCUGAUCUCGGUUCAUUGGUCCAUAUGGUAAAAUCAUCCCUAGGCUCAGGAAUAUUAGCGAUGCCAAAUGCAUUAAAAAACGGCGGUCUUCUAUUCGGUGGAAUAGGAACACUCUUAAUAGGAUUACUUUGUGGUCACUGUGUCCACAUUCUCGUCAGGUCAUCUCACGCACUCUGUAGGCGGACGAAAACUCCCAAAAUGACAUAUUCUGAAACAGCACAAACAGCAUUUGCCUGCGGACCUAAAGCAAUAAGACCGUAUGCAAAUUUCAUGAAAUUAGCAGUAGACACAGCACUUUGUUGCACUUAUUUUGGUGGUGCUUGUGUUUACGUUGUGUUUAUUUCAACUACUAUCAAGCAAAUAACCGAUUAUCAUACAGGUUCUGAUAUAAAUAUAAGGCUAUAUAUUUUAGCAUUAAUACCAGCAUGUAUUUUAUUAUCACAAAUACGCAAUCUCAGAUACUUAAUACCGUUUUCGGCACUUGCUAAUGUAUUUAUGAUUGUUGGCUUGGCGUCAACUCUCUAUUACGUCUUCUAUGAUUUCAAACCAACGAAUGACAUCAAAUAUAUCGCCAGCGUUGAAAAUUUACCGAAAUUCUUUGCUACAGUUAUUUUUGCCAUCGAAGGAAUCGGCGUGGUGAUGCCAAUCGAAAACAGUAUGGAAAAACCCAACCACUUUCUAGGCUGCCCAAGUGUUCUUAACAUAACUAUGACUAUUGUUGUUGCUUUGUACGCGAUAAUGGGAAUAUUUGGUUACUUGAAAUAUGGUGAAGAAACAAAAUCAAUCAUUACUCUCAAUUUACCAAUUGAUGACACAUUCGCUCAAGUUGUUAAAUUAACAAUAGCAUUAGCUAUUCUUUUUACUUAUGGUCUGCAAUUUUUUGUUCCACUUGAAAUAACAUCAGCAGCAGUGAGAUCUAGAUUGAGUCAUAAAUACGGUGCUAUUGGCGAAACAGUGUGGAGAAUAGUUAUGGCUUUACUUACUGUUGUGAUUGCUCUGGCGAUACCAAAUCUCGAGCCUUUUAUUUCAUUAGUCGGCGCAGUAUUUUUCUCCUUUCUGGGAAUUGCUAUCCCCGUUAUUGUUGAGACAAUUUCAUGCUGGGAAGGUCAUCUAGGUACGUGCUACUGGAGGCUCAUUAAAAAUUCAUUACUUGGAGUUUUUUCAAUAUUCGCAUUAAUAUCUGGCACGUGGGUCGCGAUGUCUGAUAUAAUUGAAAAUUACGCGUAGUUAACUUAUUCAAAAUUCCUGGUAUUAAGACUUAAUUUUAACAACAAAAGUGUGUUUUAUACGCGUUUUAAACGAAUAAAGCAAAACAAAAAAGUUUAAUAAAUUCCGGCUGGGUUGAUUCCAAGGCCAAACGAGUGAUUUGGAACACGUGGAAUUUUAGUGUCGCUCCAACGCAACUUCUUUCGACGUCUACUUGUGUGAAUAAGUAGUAGUAUACAAUUUAAAGAUAAAUAUACACAUAUAUAAAUAUUAAAUUUAUGAAUAUCUUACAGUAUAUCAUUAUUAUUAUCAUCAUCAUCAUCAUGAUUAUUUGAGAAAAAAAAAUAGAGCGACAAAUAAAUUAAUACAUGGCCUUCACUUAUUGAAGACGCGGUUGCGAUUACGAUUCGCGGGUCUUAUCAAGGCGAGUUGCUGAUUCGGUUGACGUAGGAAAUUAUUAUCCUCCGGACGUAAUGCUGUUGUUGUUAUUGUUGUUACUUGUAUGCGAUUUAACGUGUCAUUUGGUUCUGAAAGACUGCGAUACCACAUCUGUUUUGUUAUUAAAAAUAUUCCAAUAACAAUCGGUAUCCAUGUGAAGUAUUUAAAAACAUUUAAAAGACGGUGUGCAUUAAUAACUGGUCCCAGCAAUUCAACACGUGCUACAUUUGCCUAUAAACAUUUUUAAUUUGCUGUCAUUAUCAAUUCAAUUGAAUUAUUCAUUGCAACGAAUAAAAUAGAUAAAUUAAAAAAUAUUAAUUUUUAGAUUUAAAUCAUCUGAUUUAUUAUGAUCAAGUUAUAUUGCUCAAGAAUUUCGUUGUAUAUAUUUAUAUAUAUAUGUAUAAGUGAAAAAAAUAUUAUCAUUAAUUAUAGUUGCAAUUUAUAAAUUUAAUUAUCAUAAAAUUAUUAGUGAUUACAUAAAAACUGAUUUUUUUACACACCACUGACCUUGUAGAUAUCUUACCGACACUUUGUAAUACACAGUAACACUUACGGUUGAUAAUUAAAAUUUAUAGACCGCAAAUUAACUUGGUAAGAAACAGAUAAAUAAAUGAAUGAAUGAGUGAAUUAAUAAAUUAAUCUGUUAUCUAAUUUAUUCGUUCAUUGACUCAACUAUUUAUUGAUAAAAAAAAUAAAUAAAAUACCUCUUCGGCCCAAAGAAUUGGAAAAAGUCCUUCGGAAACAUUUGCGAGCAAAGUGAUGCCAGGAAUUCUUUGUAAGUUUAGAUUAAGUUGAAUUUUUUUAGAACCACUGAGUGGUGCUCCGCUCAGAGGCUCGAUUGUUAUAAAUGUCGUGUGUUCAAUUGGAUCUGGUUUUAAGCCACGUGCAUACUCCAAAAGGUUCGGAUCCGCAUGAAGAAAAUGCGGUUCAGAAAAUAUUACCGGUGCAUCCUAUAAUUAAUUUUUAUAUAUAUAUAUAUAUUACAAUGGUAAUUGUAUAGGAAUGGGAUUUUAUUUAUUUUUUGGCUGAAAAAUAUAUUUUUUCUGUUAAAAAAAAGGGGGUAAAAGGAAUCUUUAAAUUUUUUUCUUGAAAGUCGUACGAAAUUUAUUUUGUAAGAAUUUUAGAUAAAUUUUUUCUUAUCUAAAAAGUUUACAAUAAUUUUUUUUAAAUUUGAACUUUUUUUAGAGCCAAAAUUUUUUUACAUUUCAAUUAAUUUUUUUUUAAAUAUCUGAUGCAUAUUUACACUAAAAAAAAAUCGGUGUUAAAAAUGGACUCAAUUUAACACCACGAGGUGUUAAAAUGAAAUAACACCAGUGUAGGCGGUGUAAUUUGGUGGUGUUAAAUCGGUUUAAAAAACAUAAUAAUUCGAUGAAUAUUAUCUGGAAAAAAUUACAAUUUUGCUAUAUACUUAUUCUAAUAAUUAUUUAUCAUUAAUAAUCUAUAAUUAUUUAUGAAGUUAGCCGACGUCUGAUAAUUUUUUGAUUUUUUUCAAAACGAUAAAUUGUAGAAAAAAAAUAUUUUAAAAAAUUGCAACCAAAGAUUAUUUAAUUUUCUACAAGUGCAUAUUUUUAGUUUUGCACACCUCAAGAGCGAAAGCGCUGAGGAUGCUUUAUGGACGGUUUUUUUUUUGUAAUUGAUUUUCUAAAAAAAAAAAAAAGAAAAAAAAAUUUGUAAUUGUCUGCAAACUUCAGGAUUAUUUUAACACCGCUUUCAGUAAUGAAAUUUUACACCGAAAAUUUUAA